AUGGCUCCCUCGAUUUGGGAAAAGGCCAAGGUGGGCGGCAAGAAGGGAUUCGACAAGGCAUGGAAUACGGUCGAUAAGCUAGGGGCGCCGGUGAAUCGGUUGUCGAAUCGCGUUGGGGCGGAGGCUUUCUGGCCCAUGACUCUCGACAAAGAAAGCGACAAGGCAGCUCGCAUCAUGCGCAGCUUCUGCAAAGAUGGUUUCUAUACCAAAGAAGAUUUGGAGCAAAACGGUACGGACAGCAAUGGGAAGAUCAAUCGUCCCAAGGGUAAGCAGCGAGUGAUGAAGAAGAUCCCCGCGCCGGUGAUCCAACGCGCAGUGGGCCUCGCCAUCUUCACGACAAUGCGAACGGGAUUAUGGCUGAGUGGUUCGGGUGGAAGCGGUGUGCUUUUGGCUCGCAUUCCUGAAACAGGCGAAUGGAGUCCACCCUCCGGUAUCAUGCUGCACACCGCUGGUAUCGGUUUCCUGGCCGGGGUGGACAUUUAUGAUUGCGUGGUCGUUAUCAACACCUUCGAGGCACUGGAAGCAUUCAAGAAAGUGCGGUGUACUUUGGGAGGAGAGGUCAGCGCGGCGGCUGGUCCCUAUGGGGUGGGAGGUGUCCUGGAGUCGGAGGUUCACAAGCGACAGGCACCCAUCUGGACAUAUAUGAAGAGCCGGGGUCUAUACGCUGGCGUCCAGGUGGACGGAACGAUCAUCAUUGAACGCACAGACGAAAAUGAGCGUUUCUAUGGCGAAAGGAUAUCCGUCACCGACAUUCUGGCCGGCAAGGUGAAGCGGCCACCACGGUCCAUCAAGACCCUCAUCCAGACGAUCAAGGCCGCGCAAGGUGACAGCGAUGUGGAGGAGAACUGGAUUCCUCCCCCGGGACAGACGCCGGGCGAUGUCGAAGUUCAGCCAGCGACUCCGUUCGGAGUCCCUGAUCCCGAUGACCCGGAUCCAUUCGGGGUAAAGGCUCUGGAAGCCGAAGGCUUGUUCAUCCGCGAAGCCGGGACUCGAUCGCGACCGUCGCAAGAUGUCUUUGAAUUCAAACCCAGUCCUCAGAGUCCCAUCUAUUCCACCUUCCGACGGAGUUUGGAUAGCUCCCCACGCAGCAGUUGGAGAGCGAGCGUUCAAAGCCACGCCAGUGUGGAUCGAGGGACGCAGACCGACGAGGCCCCCUUUACUGCUUCUACAUCAGUCAGUCGCGCCUCUUCAAGGAGCACCCGUGCAGAUCGUAUCGGGCGCAGUCCGUGGGACGCAGAGGACGGCUGGGAUACCGUGAUACCGGAGCGGCCGGCCCAUCUCACCCGGCAUCGAGAGUACGACAGUGAUCAGGACUCUGUGGACGAUGACUAUGAGGUCCACGAGGUCAGUAGUGCUACCGUCUCCAAGCGUGAGAGCACCACUCCCUCUUCCCCUGUGUCCAUUGAGGACACAACAGCUCCUCCAGAGCUGAAACGUCAUUCGCCCACAUUCACCCGAGCCCGGCUGGUCACCAUUCCAAAGCGCUUGCCUCCUGCUCUACCACCCCGAAAUCCUCAUCGGGACCCAGUUCCCAUGUCACAAUCAACCCCCACUUCUCCCACUUCCUCCACUUCCUCCUCUCCGAACGGCAGACGAUCCGUGGCGUCCCACCCUGAUAACUCAACUGUAAAUGGCUUUGCCCAACUUCCUCUCCACCCUAACAAUUACUCCUCGUCAAGUCUUCUGUCGAAAGAGACUCCUCAAUCGCACAACCAGGUGUCCGCUGAGAAAGACGAAUUCCACUCCGUCGCAAGCGCUCAAGCAUCGGACGAUGAAGCCGAGCCUGAUACUGCGACCGUCAAUGGCUUUCACAGGGAAGGUUCUAAUGAAGACAUCAUCUCUGACUCGGCUCAGAGUGACCACGCAGCUUUGCCAGCAACCAAAGGAGUUGCAAACACCACAACGCAGGAGCCUGCUCCCAAGCCUGAAUCAAAUGAUGCGACCUUUGAAGAGACAAAGUCUGUCUCCGAAAGUGGAAGCCACAGAACGUCGGAGCCCGCUCAACGCGCGUAA
This is a messenger RNA of Aspergillus fischeri NRRL 181, 2013 nucleotides long. RefSeq names its product lipid-binding SYLF domain-containing protein. NCBI's taxonomy places the organism in Eukaryota, Fungi, Ascomycota, Eurotiomycetes, Eurotiales, Aspergillaceae. Gene Ontology annotation, molecular function: phosphatidylinositol binding. The transcript has a single exon. Bases 1 to 2013 code for a protein of 670 amino acids. The record is from RefSeq and is a predicted model, not a curated record.